AUGGAUGACGUUGGGCAGGGGCAUGUGGUUGACGCCAGUCUGGCGUUUCUGCAGAAGCUCGAAGAUGACAUGCGAGCUCUGAACGAGAGUCAACUCGAUUCAUCCGACAGCAGCACCCUGGACUCCCCGGGCGGGGCCAGAAAACGAAGGCGACUGGAGAGUUCAAGCGAAAAUGAGGCUUCAAAGAGGACCAGGACCGCCUCUGCUGGCCAGGACAGUGUUGUUUUUGGCCCUGCAGAGCCUCCCCGUCGCGACAGGUCGCGGCAGCUCCCAGCGGAGCUUUGGCACCGUGUCUUUUCUUUUCUCCCUCCUAACACUCUUGGGCGCUUGCUGCGUGUCAACCAGUUAUUUCACAAAUACCUUGACCCUGCGUCCCCCUUCAUCAUCUCUACUGUGACCCACGUGCCUACAACUCGUAUAUUGCCUACACUGUCCCCGGACGCUAUAUGGCGGGCAUCAAGAUGUCUUCACUGGCCAACUAUGCCCGCACCGCUCAAGGGGAAGUUCGAAUUGGAUAUGUGGCGAUUUGCCUGUACCCGGUCCUGUCAACUCUGUGGCCUGCUGGAUACAAACUAUACUACCCCGGAGGAUUCCUUACGCCGCUGCGGACCUGGCAAUACCACUGUAUCACCGAUAUUUUCUUUCUUCGUCAAUUCGUGCGGGAAUUGUUUGACUGAAACAAGCGUCCAGGAAGUCGACUUGCUAUUAUCAACAUCCAGCCCUUCGUUCAUCUCACCAGGACUCCCCAUGGUCUUUCUGACGCCUGACGCGAAUGUAAUCUCCCCUCAAGCAAUGCGGAGCACCCCAGUACCUCCUACUGUCCGGUUGACAAAAGUAUACUGGCCUGCCCAAGUGGACAGACUUCAAGAAGAACUUAAAGAAGUCAAGCGAUUUGGCAUUGCAGCCACUGAGGAGUGGAUAAAGGGCUUGGACGUCCGAGGUACUGAAGCAGUUCGUGACACUUCCCGGUGGGAUAAGUGGUUCCAAAUGGGAGGAGUCCGCCAAAUGCGCAUAUAUUCAAGCCAGCCAAGACCUACUGCUAACAAAGCGGAGCGGGUAGAGAGAAAGGGCCCAGACACCACUAAACCCCUCCAGAAGCCACGGCAGGAUAUUGAGACAGCUGUCCGGCUUCAUGUCUCCAGUCUGGCAGACGAGGUCAUAAGCCAGUGGCUUAAGGGGCACAGCAUUAAGGGAAACUGUGCAGACUUCGUGACAGAAGUGUUGACCUACGUCCGCACGCAGUUCUAUAAAGGCGCCGUUUUCUUGACUCGAAGGUUGACUCUAGACGACAUGAGAUGGAUAUUUGAGCAGAAAAUUGGACCGCACACCAACUGUCUCCAGCAGGACUUCCUUUUUUGCAGAGAAUGCCCCAAAUCCUCCAAGAGCAAGAGUUACGGAUUCCAGGCUGUCAUGCAACACUACGCUAUGAAACACGGCUCCAAGAAGAUGAAGGCUAUGAUAUGGAGAGCAGAAUGGCCUGAAGUGCCCCCUUUUAGAGCGGAAGAGAAAGCAGCAGCCGACAUGGCGCCCGCACAAAUAAUGCAUCCUUACUCGGAUAAAGAGCUUGUCUACUCUGGAUCACAUAGGACGGAUGAGCAGCCAAGAUUUGAGAGCCGCGAAGCACUGGACAGGAUGACAACACAAUAUAUCGUCAGAGAACCUGGUGAGUGGAAUCCAACCUGGGGGCCAGCACAUCUCAGCUCAAGUGUCGGCUCAAGACAUCAUGAUGUGCCAGAGCCAAGGAGACACUUGGAAUCAUAUUACCUGCGCCGCGAGCAUGUCCCCCAUAUGAUAGAAGCACCGUAUCCAGUCAUGGAAUCCCAAAGAGAACGGAGGCUCGCAGAAGUCGAGACCAGACACACCAGUCGUCAAUCCUACGUCAGUGGUUACCGACAGCCGAUGCCUUCCACGGCCCUCUACCGGUCCUAUGACAUCUUUGACAUGCGGAGUUUACCGAACGACCGGUACAUGGAGCAAUCAACCAUUUUACACGACUAUCGAUUUCCCUCUAAUGCGAAUUAUUCCAACUAUACCAACAGGGAAUCGCACAAUAAUACUGCAUCCGCAUCACGGGUGUAUAGCGCUUAUGACUCACGCGGCCGUUGGCCAAUGUAA
This is a messenger RNA of Trichoderma virens Gv29-8, 2115 nucleotides long. RefSeq lists its product as uncharacterized. The record is from RefSeq and is a predicted model, not a curated record. Lineage: Eukaryota; Fungi; Ascomycota; Sordariomycetes; Hypocreales; Hypocreaceae. The transcript has 2 exons. Gene Ontology annotation, molecular function: protein binding. The coding region runs from base 1 to 2115 and encodes 704 amino acids.